AUUUAUCAGGUACUUAUAUCCGUUCGCUUCUCCACGAGUCACCCCCGGCUUCCUCCCAGUGACGUCAAACGUUAAUGAACGCUCUGUUGGAUUUUCGAUUCAAUACUCACAGUUUUACAAAAAUCUGGUAGGGUUGACGGGAUCAACUGGAGGGUCACCUGACUGAGAGAAUACACUCUGAUUGGAACGAAUACCGGCGAUUGAAAUUUGCUUGAAAACGUUUUACAAUACAUCACGACAACGAGCGGAUCGUAAUGGCUGAAAAGGGGACUGUGCAGGAGACUGCUGUCGUUGGUAGGUGGUAUUUCGGUGGGCUGGCAUCGGCUGGGGCUGCCUGCUGUACUCAUCCUCUUGAUCUACUGAAAGUACAUCUACAGACAGCGCAAACGAAGGGGGGAGGCAGUGCAACCAAAAUGGCUGUUACAAUUGUACGAACACAAGGCAUCAGAGCUCUGUAUAAUGGAAUUAGUGCCUCAAUUGGUAGGCAGAGAUAUGAUGUGCCAAUUAUUGGCGACUGUGCGAGUGGAGUUGCAUUCCAAGAUCAUUGUUUUAUUGGUGUCUUUGAGAAUAUUACAAGAAAUAUUCAAUGUUAUAAACAUGUAUUUGAUGGAGCAUUCCGAGUUUACAAAGAAGAGGGUUUUGUAAAACUCUUUCGGGGUGCUGAAAUGGCUACAUUUAGGGCAAUACUUAUGACUGUUGGACAGAUUGCAUUUUACGACCAAUCAAAACAAUUGUUGAUAUCAUGGGGUGUUAUAAAAGAUAAUAUGAUUGGACAUUUUACAGCGAGUACUAUUGCGGGUACAAUAGCGACAGCGUUGACACAACCAUUUGACGUUCUCAAAACAAGAUUAAUGAAUGCUAAACCAGGAGAAUUCAGGGGCAUUGGACACUGCAUUAUGGUGACAGCCAAGCUUGGACCAAUGGCUUUUUAUAAAGGAUUCGUACCAGCAUUUGUACGACUCGCUCCACACACCAUUCUCACGUUCAUCUUCUUUGAGCAGCUCAGAAAGAACUUUGGAUACACUGUUGUGCUCACAAGAAGAGAGGACUAAAAUCACUGAUUGAAAGUUAGUUCUCUAAAAGUGGAGUAAUCUGUUUGGUUUUUCAUUACAGUGCAUAGUGUAGGAAUUAUUUACAAAUAUAUUGCAUAGAACAGUAGAUGCGUACAAUUGACUACAAUGGAAAAAUCGUUUGAAGAUGGCGACACGGUUACUAGUCACCGAGGUGGAGGCAACACAAGAAUAUGUGGUUUGAUUUCAAUAUUACCAGAUCCAAGCCUUGGAUAGAUAGAUCAAAUUAGACUGGAAAAGUUCUCAGAACUGUGUAUUUAUAUGUACAAGGUGCAUCUAAUGUCAAGUGUAAAAUAUGUCUAAACUAAAUCAUGUGUCAAUUGGGAACUUUCAGUUCCUUCUAUAUAAAUUUGCUAACUAAUGAUGAAAUAACAGUUUAAUAAACUGAUUUAUUUUCUUAACAAGUGUAUAAUGCUUGUUUUGACACAGGCAUCAAUAAUGACACAGGCAUCAAUAAUGACACAGGCAUCAAUAAUGACACAGGCAUCAAUAAUGACACAACAAGAGCAAAUCAUUCAUUCAUGAACUCUACACAUAAACUACAUUAGUAUUUUCAAGGGUGUUGAUUGUCAUGCAGCGUAGGUGUAAGGUAUUGGGCCUCUUAUUAACAAUGAUGGCAAAUUUGAUUAUUUCACAGAUCAUUACUCAUAAAAAAAAAAGAGAUUGAAUCUAUCAACUUUUAACAUGAUAUUUCCUGGGGUGCUUGGAUUACAUUGGAGCCAGAUCCUG
Messenger RNA from Saccoglossus kowalevskii, 1799 nucleotides. RefSeq names its product mitochondrial dicarboxylate carrier-like. The record is from RefSeq and is a predicted model, not a curated record. Lineage: Eukaryota; Metazoa; Hemichordata; Enteropneusta; Harrimaniidae.